This is a messenger RNA of Pelobates fuscus (common spadefoot toad), 2322 nucleotides long. RefSeq names its product DNA topoisomerase I mitochondrial (gene TOP1MT). Gene Ontology annotation, cellular component: nucleolus; chromosome. The record is from RefSeq and is a predicted model, not a curated record. The coding region runs from base 65 to 2176 and encodes 703 amino acids. Gene Ontology annotation, molecular function: DNA binding; DNA topoisomerase type I (single strand cut, ATP-independent) activity. Gene Ontology annotation, biological process: DNA topological change; DNA replication; chromosome segregation. The transcript is spliced from 14 exons. Lineage: Eukaryota; Metazoa; Chordata; Amphibia; Anura; Pelobatidae.
GUUUCCAGGACAUAGUUUAACAGAAUUUGAAAGUGAUUUGAAGAACAUCACAGAGGAAACUAGGAUGGUAGAAAUGGUUGUAACUACAAAGAUUGUAGAUAAUAAGGCUGUUCCCGAAACGGUGGAAAACACUGCUGACCUGGAAAAAAGUCAUGAAAAGAAAGAGAGCGGCUCUGCUGAAAGGUCAAAGAAGAAAGAAAAGUUGAAAAAAAGGGAGAAGGAACUAGAGGAGAAGACUCAUAAGAAGAAAGACCAUUCAAAGCAUGAGAAAUCCUCUAAAGGAAUCAAGAGAGAAGUGGAUGAAGAGACAAUGAAAGAAUCGUCUGAGACCAAGAAAAAGAAAUAUAGGGAUAACUCUGAGAAGCAUGAUUGCAACCAAAAUGAUAAAGGGUCAUCCAGUAGGAAAAGGAAGGUGGAUGGUGGAGCUAGAGUGUCCACAGCCAAAAAAAUCAAAGUAGAAAAGAAGGUGGAGGACAAUUCCAAGUGGAAAUGGUGGGAAGAAGCCAAUUAUGAAGAUGGAGUGAAAUGGAAAUUCUUGGAACAUAAAGGUCCCUAUUUUGCCCCUCUUUACGAGCCCCUUCCAGACAACGUUCGCUUCUACUACGAUGGGAAUCCCAUGAAGCUAACUCUCGCCACUGAAGAAGUCGCUACUUUUUAUGCUAAAAUGUUGGACCAUGAAUACACUACAAAGGAGGUUUUCCAGAAGAAUUUCUUUGCUGACUGGAAAGAGCAAAUGGCAAGCGAAGAACGAAAGUUAAUUAGGCAUCUGCACAAGUGUGAUUUCACAGAAAUUCACAAGUAUUAUGUAGAUAAGAAUGAAGCUCGGAAGGCAUUGCCUAAGGAAGAGAAGCAGAAACUGAAGGAAGAGGCCAGUAAGCUGCAGGAAGAGUAUGGAUACUGUACGCUGGAUGGACAUCGGGAGAAGAUUGGAAACUUCAAGAUUGAGCCCCCAGGCCUCUUCAGGGGCCGAGGAGACCACCCAAAGAUGGGAAUGCUAAAGUUGCGUAUAAUGCCAGAAGAUGUCAUCAUAAACUGCAGCAAAGAAUCAAAAGUUCCUGAGCCACCUGCUGGUCACAAGUGGAAGGAAGUUCGAUAUGACAAUUCAGUUACUUGGCUGGCUUCAUGGACUGAAAAUAUCCAGAAUUCUAUCAAGUACAUCAUGCUAAACCCCAGCUCCAAACUUAAGGGAGAGAAAGACUGGCAGAAGUAUGAAACAGCACGCCGUCUGAAGAAUGUAGUUGAUCAGAUACGAUCUAAGUACCGUGCAGAUUGGAAGUCUCGUGAGAUGAUGAAGCGACAGAGAGCAGUGGCCCUCUAUUUCAUUGAUAAGCUUGCACUCAGGGCGGGGAAUGAGAAAGAAGAAGGUGAAACGGCAGACACUGUGGGCUGCUGCUCUCUGAGAGUCGAGCACAUACAGCUACACUCUGAGAUAGAUGGGCAGAAAAAUGUGGUGGAGUUCGACUUUCUGGGAAAAGAUUCAAUCCGAUAUUAUAACAAGGUCCCCGUGGAGAAGGAGGUGUUCAAGAACUUGAAACUGUUCAUGGAAAAUAAAGACCCAGAUGAUGAUCUCUUUGACAGACUCAAUACCACCAUUGUCAACAAGCAUUUGCAGGACCUGAUGGACGGGUUGACAGCUAAAGUAUUCCGAACGUACAAUGCCUCCAUUACACUGCAGAACCAACUGAAAGCGCUGACCAAUGCCGAUGAUAAUGUAGCUGCUAAAAUCCUGUCUUAUAAUCGGGCAAACAGAGCUGUUGCAUUACUUUGUAACCACCAGAGGGCGCUACCCAAAACCUUUGAAAAGUCCAUGCAAAACCUGCAAGCGAAGAUUGAUGCAAAAGAACAGCAGGUGAAAGAUGCAAAGAAAGAGUUAAAGAAUGCAAAAGCAGACAACAAGGCCAGGAAGACUGAAAAAUCCAAAAGGGAUUUGGAGAAGAAGGAUAAGCAAUAUAAGAGGUUAGAGGACCAGUUAAUGAAGCUGAAGCUACAGGCUACCGAUAAAGAAGAGAACAAACAGGUUGCUCUGGGGACGUCUAAGCUCAACUAUCUAGACCCGAGGAUCAGUGUCGCCUGGUGUAAGAAGUUUGGCGUGCCUAUUGAGAAGAUCUACAACAAGACGCAGCGAGACAAGUUUGCCUGGGCAAUUGACAUGACAGAUGAGGACUUUGAAUUCUAACGCAAUCGGAUCCGUAGUCACAAACAAUAAACUUCUACCUCUAAACUUCAUGUCUGACCCUGCUUGCUGGUCAUAUGUCCUAAAUGUAGUUUCAAAAACAUCACUGCUAAAAUGGAGAAGGGAAUAGAGAAUCUGUACCAGAGACC